This is a messenger RNA of Dentiscutata erythropus, 145 nucleotides long. Lineage: Eukaryota; Fungi; Glomeromycota; Glomeromycetes; Diversisporales; Gigasporaceae. The record is from the annotation of a GenBank genome assembly.
AUUCCCGUUACGGCAAUUACUUAGAGAGGAAGUCACAGGACAUACACUUCCAUCUCUAAUAGAGGCUCUUUCUAAUGUUGAUUAUGCUGGUUUGGAGAAUUACUCUUUAAAGCAGUUUAAUGAAAUAGAAAAUUAUGCCUCGUGA